UUGGAAGGAAGAAAAUAAUAAAAAGAGAAAAUGGGGUCCAAAUUAGUCGGGGGAGGAAAAUAUGGCGACGGCUUUGUUCAACACGACCACCACACGCUCCUCUAACCUCUACCUCCUCCACCACUCAAUUCUUCCGCGGCUUCAGUUUCGCCGUCGAAGUAUCUCCUUACUCGUGACUCCUCGCAGCUUACGCCGCAUCGCCGUCGCUGGUGGCCCUCCAUCUCCUCCGACUCCUGAUCCGCCUCCGCCUGAGAAUACUACUCAGCUCGAAGGUCUUGUGGGAGCUGUGACAAGGGUUCAAGACCGUGUAAAGAUCUUCCUCGCAGUGCUGUUUUGGAUGUCUCUCUUCUUCUGGGUUACAGUGACCGAUGGGAGGGGUAAAGGAGGAAAAGGGAAGAAGGGCUCACGUUUCAAAUAGUUUUCCCAACUUGGUCAUCUAUGUUCGAGAGGUCAUUCUCCCCAAGUAAGUAGGCAUCUUCGAUCAGUUAUUUCAGAUGAUAAUAGGAUACAGUAAUAAUAUACAUGAUAUAUGGUGAGAUGAUUCUCUUAUGUUAUCUUUGUUAAUUCUAUAAUAUUAUAUAGUUAUCAUCCCCUUUUCGUUGCUCUAGAAUGUAACAUGAUGAUAAACUAUCGCCAGAUCAAUUUUCAUGCAAGUGAUGCUUAGUCAAA
Brassica napus (rape) is the source of this 669-nucleotide messenger RNA. RefSeq lists its product as uncharacterized. The record is from RefSeq and is a predicted model, not a curated record. NCBI's taxonomy places the organism in Eukaryota, Viridiplantae, Streptophyta, Magnoliopsida, Brassicales, Brassicaceae. Bases 62 to 418 code for a protein of 118 amino acids. The transcript has 2 exons.